GUGAUUGUGAUCUAUUUCUCCAGCUCUCAACAUCCAUUUCAGUGGAGUUAUGAAGGCUGUUUGAUUAUUUAGUUUUUGUGAUUGUUUGUCACUUCCAUCAGGAGUCAGCGGUGGAGAUCAAACUGUUCAGAUCCAUCAUGGAUGAUACACAAACAUCCAGAAAUGAAAAUUGUUUUCCAGGAUGCAGCUCAAUUCAUAAGAAGAGAUCAAAACCAGAGUCCAGCUGUGUGUCUAUGAAGAGUGACAUGUCUAGGGGUCAGCCAAUAAAUUUUAAGAGUGGAGAAACAAGGACUGGCCUCAGUCCAGUUCAUCAGAAGAGAUCUGAACCAGAGUCCAGCUGUGUGUCUAUGAAGAGUGAUGUGUCUAAGGGUCAGCCAAUAAAUUUUAAAAGUGGAGAUACACGGACUGGCCUCAGGUCAUUUCAUCAGAGGACAUCGGAACCAAAGUCUAGCUGUGUGUCUAUGAAGAGUGACAUGCCUAUAGAUCAGCCAAUACAAUUAAAGAGUGGAAAUUCACAGCCUGGUCUCAGCCAUAAAGCCUACAGCCUCAACACAUUUAGAUCAUACCUGAGGAAGAAGUUUCAGUGUCUAAAUGAAGGAACAGCAACGCAGGGAAACGCAACACUCCUGAAUGAGAUCUACACAGAGCUCUACAUCACAGAGAGUGAAAAUGGAGAGAUCAAUAAUGAGCAUGAGGUGAGACAGAUUGAGAUACAAUCCAGGAGAGCAGCAACUGAGGACACACCGAUCAAAUGCAAUGACAUCUUUAGACCUUUACCUGGACAAGACAAACCCAUCAGAACUGUGCUGACAAAGGGAGUCGCUGGCAUUGGAAAAACAGUCUCUGUGCAGAAGUUCAUCCUGGACUGGGCUGAAGGGAAAGAGAAUCAGGACGUCCAGCUCAUAUUUCCACUUCCUUUCAGAGAGCUCAACUUGAUGAAGGACAAAACACUCAGUCUUUCAGAUCUUCUUUAUGUCUUUUUCCCUGAAACCAAAGAAAUGGAAAUAUUCAGUGAAUAUAAAGUGUUGUUCAUCUUUGAUGGUCUGGAUGAGUGCCGUCUGUCUCUGAACUUCAAGAGCAAAGUGAAACUGUGUAAUAUAUCUGAAUCAGCCUCAGUGGAUGAGCUGCUGAUUAACCUCAUUGUGGGGAAUCUGCUUCCCUCUGCUCUCAUCUGGAUCACCUCCAGACCAGCAGCAGCUGAUCUCGUUCCCUCUGAGUGUGUCAAUCGAGUGACAGAGGUACGAGGCUUCAGUGACCCACAGAAGGAGGAAUACUUCAGGAAGAGAAUCAGUAAUCUGAGUCUGGCUAACAGGAUCAUCUCACACCUGAAGUCAUCAAGGAGUCUCUUUAUUAUGUGUCACAUCCCAGUGUUCUGCUGGAUCUCAGCCACUGUUCUAGAGAAGAUGUUGAGUGAAGCAGAGAGAGGAGAGAUUCCCAAGACACUCACUCAAAUGUACACACACUUCCUGAUCAUUCAGACUAACAUCAAACAUGAGAAGGACUAUCAGAAGAAAGUGAAAGAUGAAGACAUGAUUUUCAAACUGGGCAAACUGGCUUUUGGACAGCUUGUGAAAGGCAACCUGAUCUUCUAUGAGGAAGACCUGAGAGAGUGUGGCAUUGAUGUGAAAGAAGCAUCAGUGUACUCAGGAUUGUGCACUCAGAUCUUCAGAGAGGAAUUUGGCUUGUAUCAGGGGAAAGUAUUCUGCUUUGUUCAUCUGAGCAUCCAGGAACAUCUAGCAGCACUACAUGUGCAUCUCUCCUUUAUAAACAAUAACAUCAAUGUGAUUGAACAAAUCACCAAACCAAGUCUGUUGUCUAAGGUUUUGUACUUUUUCCAAAAUAAUUCAUCAGAACAUGUUUCAUUAUCUGAGCUGCAUCAGAGAGCUGUGAGUGAGGCUUUACAGAGUAAGAAUGGACAUCUGGAACUUUUCCUGCGUUUCCUUCUGGGUCUCUCAUUGGAGUCCAAUCAGACUCUCUUACGAGAACUACUGAGACAGACAGGAAGCUGCUGCUACAACAAAGAGGAAACAGUUCAGUAUAUUAAACAAGAGAUCAGGGAUAAUCACUCUCCAGAGAGAUCCAUCAAUCUGUUCCACUGUCUGAAUGAACUGGGUGAUGAUUCACUGAUGCAGGAGAUCCAAUAUUAUCUGAAAUCUGGAAAAAUAGGAGAAACCAAACUCUCCUUUUCACAGUGGUCAGCUCUGGUUUAUGUGUUGCUGACAUCAGAGCAGAAGAUUGAUGUUUUUUAUCUAAAACAGUUUAUUGGAGGACAAAAUACAGCAGAUGAAGUUCUUCAGAAGCUGCUGCCUGUGGUUAAAGAAUCCAGAUCAGCUCAGCUACAGUCCUGCAAUCUCACCACUCAUUCCUGUAAGAGUUUGUCUUUAGUUCUACAAUCCUCAAACAUGUUCUUGGGAGAGCUGGACCUGAGUAACAAUGACCUGCAGGAUUCAGGAGUGAACCUUCUUUCUGAUGGACUGAAGAGUCCAAACUGUCAACUGCAGAUACUGAGGCUGUCUGGCUGUAUGGUGACAGAGGAAGGCUGUGGUUAUGUGUCUUCAGCUCUGAGUUCAAACCCCUCACACCUGAGAGAGCUGGAUCUGAGCUACAAUCACCCAGGAGAUUCAGGAGUCAAGCUGCUCUCUGACAAACUCAACCAUCCAAACUACAGACUGGACAAACUCAAUGUGGAUCAUGGAGGAAAGAUCAGGAUUACAGCAGGAGUACGCAAAUAUUCCCAUCAGCUCACUCUGGAUCUGAACACAGUGAAUAAAUGGCUCCGUCUGUCUGAGAGGAACAGAGUGAUUACUUACACUGACCCAGAGGUUCAGCCGUAUCCUAAUCAUCCAGACAGAUUUGAUAUGUGUCAGGUGUUGUGUAGAGAGAGUGUGAGUGGACGCUGUUACUGGGAGAUUGAGUACAGUGGAUUAUAUGUGUGUAUAUCAGUGUCAUAUAAGAGCAUCAGCAGGAAGGGAGGGAGUGUGUGUGUGUUUGGACGUAAUGAUCAGUCCUGGAGUUUGUUCUGCUCUUCCUCCAGUUACUCAUUCAGACACAAUAACAAACAGACUGAUCUCCCUGUAGAGUCCAUCAGCAGGAGAAUAGGAGUGUUUGUGGAUCACAGCGCAGGAACUCUGUCCUUCUACAGCAUCUCUGGAGACACAAUGAUCCUCAUCCACACAGUCCAGACCACAUUCACUCAACUACUCUAUCCUGGGUUUUAUGUUGGUUUAGGAUCAUCAGUGAAACUGUGUUGAUGAAUCAUAACAGACUGAUGAGAGAUUCUACUCAUAAUGCUUUGAGCUCAUGAUGAAUCAGUGACAGUGAGAUGUUAUAGAGUCUCUUCAUUACAUUAAUACUGAAAUAUCAUGUCAGAAUAAAUGUGAUAAAUCCUCAUAUAUACAUUCA
Molecule: messenger RNA, 3402 nt
Organism: Megalobrama amblycephala (Wuchang bream)
Lineage: Eukaryota; Metazoa; Chordata; Actinopteri; Cypriniformes; Xenocyprididae
Product: NLR family CARD domain-containing protein 3-like
Exons: 9
Coding region: 138-3251 (1037 amino acids)
Molecular function (GO): protein binding
Source: RefSeq, a predicted model, not a curated record